Messenger RNA from Daucus carota subsp. sativus, 2134 nucleotides. RefSeq names its product probable folate-biopterin transporter 2. The transcript is spliced from 6 exons. NCBI's taxonomy places the organism in Eukaryota, Viridiplantae, Streptophyta, Magnoliopsida, Apiales, Apiaceae. Bases 245 to 1738 code for a protein of 497 amino acids. The record is from RefSeq and is a predicted model, not a curated record.
GAGGUGUUUGAAAAAGAGUAUUUGCAACAAAACAAUGUUUAAAGGAAGACAAGACAGACCAUUUCAGUGAAACCUCUUGAAGGCUGCCAUUGUAUUCUUUUCUUCUUAUUUCUGUUGCAUACUUACUUUGAGAUCAACAAGUUCAUUUGCUCACAACAAGCAAAGGUCAAGAAUUCAGUUAAGAUGUUGUAACACUUGUGAGGAUACUUGUUAACUUUGAAGUGGACUAGUUUGUGAGCAAGUGAUGGUGGAGGAAGAACUUCCAAUUUCGAGUGAGGCUGAGGAAGUUCAACAUUAUGAGCCCAAGAAAGGGAUCAGUGGUUGUUUCUGGGGACCAAUUAAUUGGUUUCGGGUGCUUUGUGUGGAAAUGCAUUGGAGUUUUGUUUUCGGGGUUUUGAUGGUGUAUGGAGUUAGUCAAGGACUUGGAGGAGCGCUUGCUCGGGUAGGCACAGAGUAUUAUAUGAAGGAUGUGCAGAAAGUUCAGCCUUCUGAAGCACAAGUUUACUCCGGAAUCACUAAUAUUCCUUGGUUAGUCAAGCCUCUAUGGGGCCUUCUUACAGAUGUUGUACCGGUUUUUGGGUACCGUAGAAGGCCUUAUUUUAUAUUUGCAGGCAUUUUUGGCCUUAUUUCCAUGCUCUUUCUAUCAUUGCACAAAAGCCUGCAUAUUGCAUUUGCACUACUGUCUUUAUUAGUAGGGAGUACUGGGGUUGCAAUAGCCGAUGUGACCAUUGAUGCUUGUGUGGCUCAGAAAAGUGGCAGUCAUCCUUCGUUUGCUGCUGACAUGCAAAGCUUAUGCUCCCUGAGUACUUCAAUUGGAGCUUUAGUAGGAUUCUCUAUAAGCGGGAUAUUUGUUCACUUAAUUGGGCCAAGGGGGGUCUAUGGAUUGUUAACCAUCCCAGCAGGUCUUCUACUAGUUGUUGGCUUUGUGCUCAAGGAACCCCCUAUACAUAACUUCGCAUAUGGACAGGUACAUGUAAAAUUUCAAGAUGCAGCUAGUUCCAUGUGGAACACACUAAAAUACCCUGAUGUAUGGAGACCAUGUUUAUAUAUGUAUUUAUCCUUCGCAUUGAGUUUGAACAUAUAUGAAGGCAUGUUCUACUGGUACACUGAUUCAAAGGAUGGCCCAACUUUCUCAAAGGAGGCAAUUGGUUACAUGCUCUCAAUUGGCUCGGUGGGAUCUCUUCUUGGGGCCUUUAUGUAUCAGUAUGGUCUUAAAGAUCAUCCAUUCAGAAAUAUACUCUUCUGGGCUCAAUUAGUACUUGGUCUGUCAGGGAUGCUUGAUUUCGUUCUCGUUUUACGGCUAAACUUAAAAUUCGGAAUUCCUGACUACUUAUUUGCUGUGAUUGACGAAAGUAUCUACCGAAUGACUGCCACACUAAAAUGGAUGCCUCUUCUUGUCCUAAGCUCAAAGCUUUGUCCCCCUGGGAUUGAAGGCACUUUCUUUGCCUUGCUCAUGUCUAUUGACAAUGCUGGACUUUUUUCAUCGACAUGGGGAGGAGGAUUGUUACUUCAUCUUAUGAAUGUUACGAGAACUCGCUUUGAUAAUCUUUGGCUGGCUAUUUUAAUACGAAACGUCCUAAGAUUAGCUCCACUCACUCUGCUAUUUUUGGUAUCAAGGGGUGAUCCAGCUUCAUCGAUUCUUCCAAAUGAACCACACGAUGCAAAAGCAGUCGAGGAUGUUCCCGACUCGAAGGAUAUUGAACUUGUCUCCCUUGUUAACAGUGCAGAUGGUCGUUAGACUCUUAUAUUGCUAUCAUGGGGGAAAGAAAUCACGGUCCUGUAUACGUUGAGGUCAUGACCACCUUAGCCAAAAGUUCAUAAUGAAUUAAACCUAAAUUGUUUUACAGGUUAUAGCUUCUGCUCCCAUAAAAUUACUUAGGGAGUACAGAUGUCAAUUGUUGUAGAUGUCAUUGCACUGUUACUGUACACAAUUUUUUCAACAGAAGAGUUACAUAGAAUCAGCUUAGAAUUACUAUUUAGAUGUAAAUCCUGAUUAAAGCGUACCUGUAGAAGGAAUGUCAAAUUUUCAGCAUUCGUAUCAAUGUUGUAGUAUAUGUUGGAUAAUUUGUUAUUGUAACGAUUAUAAUUUGACAAUGUUACAACAUAUAUGUGUAUUGGUUGUUGAAGAGUAUAA